AUGCUGAAGCCGGGCGACCCGAGUGGCUCGGCCUUCCUGAAGGUGGACCCGUCCUACCUGCAGCACUGGCAGCAGCUCUUCCCUCAGGCGCAGCUGAAGGCGCCUCAGCCCGACCGCCUCUCCAUCCCCAUGGACGGCCUGCGCCCGUCCCGCCUGCACAGCCACCUCCUGGCCUCCACGCACUGCACCUCCUCCUCUUCUUCUACGUCCUCCUCAGUGGCUUCUUCUUCACUGGCAGUAGCAGCAGCAGCAGCAGCUCUCACCCCGUCCUCCUCCCUCUCCAUCUCCAGCUCCCAAGGGCUCUCCCAGCUGCCCGUGCCCCAGCAGAUCGCUCUCUUUGGGCAGGCGCUGGCCCCGGUGUGUGCUGGGCCCGGAGGCCCUGGAGGAGGAGGCGGUGGACCAGGAGGCCCUGGAGGAGGAGGAGACAUGCUGGUGGUUGUCCCCCCGGAGAACCAGCAGGGUCACAACCCGGCGAUGGGGUUCCUCCACCAGGCCAAAGAGCAGAGCUGUGGGGGGGUGGGGGUGGUGUCGUCCAGUGUGAAGAGCAGCAGCGGAGGAGGCGGCGGCGAGGAGGGCGGGAAGGGAGGAACGAGCAGGUUCAAGCUGACGUCGGAGGAGCUGGACUACUACCUGUACGGACAGCAGAGGAUGGAGAUCAUCCCUCUGAGCAACCACACAGGAGAGGCUAACAACCGCUGCGACAUGUGCGCAGACAACAGGAACGGCGAGUGUCCGAUGCACGGGCCGCUUCACUCCCUGCGCCGCCUCGUCGGCACCAGCAGCUCGGCGGCCCCCGUCACCCUGCCGGACGUCCCUGAUUGGCUCAGAGAUCUGCCCAGAGAGGUGUGUCUGUGCACGAGCACGGUUCCAGGUCUGGGUUACGGGAUCUGUGCAGCUCAGAGGAUUCCUCAGGGAACCUGGAUCGGUCCGUUUCAGGGGAUCCCGCUGCUGCUGGACAAACUGCAUGGAUCCAUGAGGAACACGCGACACCUGUGGGAGAUCUACGACACAGAGGGAACGUUGCAGCACUUUAUCGAUGGUAACGAUCCCAGUAAAUCCAGCUGGAUGAGGUACAUCCGCUGUGCCCGGCACUGUGGGGAGCAGAACAUGAUGGUCGUCCAGUACAGGUCGUGUAUCUUCUACAGAGCCUGUAUGGACAUCCCCCGAGGAACUGAGCUGCUGGUUUGGUACAACGACUCCUACACGUCCUUCUUCGGGAUCCCACUGCAGUGCACCGCCCAGGACGAGAACUUAAACGUCCCAGCGACGGUGGUGGAGGCCAUGACCAGGCAGGAGUCCCUCCAAUCCUUCAGCAAGAACGGCAAACCCUCCUCUUCCUCCUCCUCCCCCUCGGCCUCCCUCAUGCGUUCCAUGGUCUUCCCCCACUCCCCCUGCCCGAGGACCUUCUCCCUGCUGGACAAGGUCGGGAUCGGACUCCAGUCGGACUCCAGUUUCAACCAGUUGGCGUCAAAGAACCAGCGAGUCCUGGCCAGUCCGACGUCCACCAGCCAGCUGAGCAGCGAGUUCAGCGACUGGCACCUGUGGAAGUGUGGCCAGUGCUUCAAGACCUUCACCCAGAGGAUCCUGCUGCAGAUGCACGUCUGUCCACAGAAUCCCGACAGGCCGUACCAGUGUGGACACUGCUCCCAGUCCUUCUCUCAGCCGUCCGAGUUGAGGAACCACGUGGUGACCCACUCCAGCGACCGGCCCUUUAAGUGUGGAUACUGCGGCCGAGCGUUCGCCGGCGCCACGACGCUCAACAACCACAUCCGCACGCACACGGGAGAGAAGCCGUUCAAGUGCGAGAGGUGCGACCGCAGCUUCACACAGGCCACUCAGCUCAGCCGUCACCAGCGUCUUCCCAACGAGUGCAAACCAGUGAACGAGAGCAGCGAGUCCAUCGAGGUGGACUAACUGAGUCCUGGUCCACAUCAGACCAGGACUCAGGUGGACUAACCCGCCUGAGUCCUGGUCCACGUCGGAGCAGCUGGAUCUGAAAACGCUUCUUCCUCCUCCUCCUCCUCCUCCUCAGUGACCCAGUGAAUCAUCUGUCCUCCAGCAGCUUCAUGUUGGUCCAGGGGGGGAAGCGGUGAUCUCAGAUACUUCCUGGAUGAAAUCAGUUUUACUUAUGGUUUGAUUCCUGUUGUGUAGUGAGUGUGUGUGAAGCAGCAGAUUGUCCCGACCCGACUCGUCCACGACAACAGGAACAUGUUCUGCUGUUUGUUUACAGCUCAUCCACCGAAAACUAGUGACCAGAACCUCCAGAACACGUCAGGAACACGUCAGGAACACGUCAGGAACACGUCUCAGGCUUCAUCCACACGACCAAGUUGUCCUUUAAAAACGCAUUUAGAGCCAAUGAGAGUGAGAGGCUUGAAACGCUGCUCGUUCUGUUUUGGUUUGAGUCUGAACACAACAUGGAGACGAGGGACGGACCUGUCGUGUGGACGUAGCCUCAGUGGUCGGACACGGAGCUCCGCCUCCUGCUGCUUCACUCAGUCUAUUGUUCGUACAAAGAUGAAACGAUCCCCUGUUCUUUAUUUCCCCCUGGACGUCUUUGCUCGAGAGCGUUUUCAGAUUCCAGCGUCUGAACGUGAACUGACUGUUUACGUCUUUUGACUCCACUGAGGACGGAGGGACGUCCGUCCUGCUGGAGGACAUCCUGAUUCAAAACCAAAGAUCCUUGUUUUCCAGCCGACCUUUAAAAUGGAGGACGGGGAUAUUUAUUGGAGACUUUUUGGAAUCUGUCACGUUUCCCUCCAAAGAAAACUCUUUUCUGAAGCCGGGACAAAAACAAUGAAAUACCAAAAAACACAGACGGCCUCGUCUGUAGCUUUACGUCCCGGCUUCCUCUUUUCUUUUUGCAGCAGCGAUGCCAAAGGCAAACGGACUGAGGACGAACCGACGCCCGAGUCCUUCAUCACUAAACGAGCAAAAAGACAGGAAGUAUGUGUGAAAAAAAAUAACAAAAGGAAAGAGAAAGAAGAAGAAGGGACAAAAAGAAACAGAAAUUAUAUUUAUCUUCUCAUAUCGAGCUUCGGGCACUUUUGUUUUAAAUGUUGGUUAUUUAAGUUUUGCAGCUCUGAUGUGGAGACGAGAGAAAGUUACUGACGAGAUAAUGGAAGUGAUUUCUUAUAGAAACUAGACCAGAGCAAUCGAGCAGAAGGAAGCAGCUGCUCCUUCAUCUGCCACGAAUAUUAUAAAGAUCUGAACGUCUCUAAAGUGUCGGAGUUAUAACAAGACCCAGAAAAUAUUUCCUGAGUCAGAACAACGUGGAAACUCUGUCCUGGCUCCAGCUCCUUAAAGCAACACUGUGAGAGUUCUAAUGAGCAGCAGCAACAGCGCCCCCUGCAGCCACAGGAGAUGGAACAACUGACCAGAGUCACAGACAGAAACUUCCUCCUUGUUCACUCUGAACAUCAGACUCACGUUCACCAAGCUGCUGCUCCCAGGCAGAAGGUUUCAUAGUGUUGCUUUAACGACUCUCCAGGGCCGAGGACGGAGCCUUGUGGGACGCCGUCCUCAACUUCAGGGCACUUGACCUUUGAACCCCGAGAAUCUGCUGCUCAGAUGUUUCAGCUGCGACUGUUUGUGUUGAUUUAAAACCGAAUCAGACAAAAGGUGAGAACAUGGCGUCCCCGGUGGAGGAGAAGAUCCCACAGCUCAUGAAUAACUGAUCCACUAAAAUGACACAGUUUGAUAAUUUAACAAAAUCUCAUUUUUUCAUUCUAAACAUUUUCAGGUUUCUGGAGUUUUCUGUCGUUUCAGUGUAAAGACGACGUCUCUCACAUUAUUUUAUCAUCACGUUUGUUACGUGAUGAGUUUGAAUCAUAAACAAACCUCUGAUCUCAGAUGUGAACAUAUUGUUGUGACGAUACACUUUGUACUCAGAGCGUAAACAAGCACAGUUGUUGUUACAUCAUCACCAAAUAGGUUUUUGUGCCUGAGAGUUAAAAAGCUUUAAUAAAGACAAUAAUCUGAAAACUGAAACUUCUCUUCCAAAGAAAACACAGAGGUUCAAACGUUUCACUGCAGAAAACUUUUCAUCUUUCAUCUCACACGUCUGUCACAGUAUAUUAUAUUUUAUAUUAUAUAUACAUAUAUA
Molecule: messenger RNA, 4105 nt
Organism: Platichthys flesus (European flounder)
Lineage: Eukaryota; Metazoa; Chordata; Actinopteri; Pleuronectiformes; Pleuronectidae
Gene: prdm6
Product: PR domain containing 6
Exons: 8
Coding region: 1-1914 (637 amino acids)
Cellular component (GO): nucleus
Molecular function (GO): histone methyltransferase activity; protein binding
Source: RefSeq, a predicted model, not a curated record